This is a messenger RNA of Jatropha curcas, 1975 nucleotides long. Lineage: Eukaryota; Viridiplantae; Streptophyta; Magnoliopsida; Malpighiales; Euphorbiaceae. The record is from RefSeq and is a predicted model, not a curated record.
GAUGAACUGAAAUAACAUUAUCAAAUUGACCAUAACAUACUUGGUAGAGAGGACUCGAAUUCAAGACAAUUCUUUAUUGACUUUAAAGAGGAGCUUUGAUUAACACGAAGGACAGUGCAUCAAGCUUUAGAAAUACUACCUUCAAACAUCUUCAAUGUAUCCUUGGUAUUGCUCAAUCCUUACCCUUUUCUUUUUAUUUGAUUCCAUAACCUGUGCAUCCACCAACACUUCUUCUUCUUCUUCAACUGAGAAGAGUAAAAUUCUCCUCAACUGUGGAUCUGCUGAAUCUGUAUCAUUCAAUGGAAAAAAUUGGACUGGUGAUAGAGGCUCAAAGUUUAUGCCUCCAGAUUAUGAGAGAUCAACAACAAUUUCUGUAGCUUCAAGUCCAUUAAUUCAUGUGCCUAAGAUUCCAUAUUCUACUGCACGCGUAUUCCAGUCGCACUUUUCCUAUGCUUUCCCCUUUUCUCCCGGCUUCAAAUUCAUCCGGCUUCACUUUUAUCCAUCGUCAAGUUACUUCAACGCUCGUUUUUCAGUGGUUUCUGGCCAAUACACUCUUUUAAACAACUUCAGCCCUCAUAUUAUGGCUGAGACUUUACAAUCGCCUUAUUUUACAAAAGAUUUUGUUGUUUACUUGAAAGAUAACAUAUUGGAUAUCUCUUUUAUCCCAUCAUCAUCACCCAGAGGAGCUUAUGCCUUCGUCAAUGGAAUAGAAAUCUACAACUUUCCAUCCAAUUUCUACAAUUAUGCAUCCGUUAGUCGUAAGCCAGCCUUCGAGAUACUUCAUAGAGUAAUUAUGCGUACACCAGGUUUAUUAUCUGACAAUAAAGAACAGUGGCAAUGGAUAGAUGACUCCAGCUUUAUUUUUGGUAAUUCUACUAGAGGCAGUCUCAUUUAUGCAUAUGCAACGAUAAAGGUGCUUUGGGGAUAUAUGUCUGAGUAUGCUGCACCCACGUUUCUGUACGACUCAGCCCGGACAAUGGGCAGUGAUGAUGCUGUUAACUUGAGCUACAACCUCACAUGGAGAUUCCUUGUCGAAACGGGUUUCAAAUAUCUUGUUAGGCUUCAUCUUUGUGAGAUUUCUUAUGACGUAACAGAGGUUAAUCAGAGAGUAUUUACAGUUUAUAUUAACAAUAGGACGGUGGAGAAAAGUUUGGACGUAAUUGCUCUGGCUGGAGCUCCAUUAGUUGCAAUUUUCAAAGACUAUGUGGUUAUGGUUCCAAAAGAAGAGACAGGAGAAACGAAUCAGAAAUUGUGUCUAGCUUUGCAUCCAAAUUCACAGUCAAAGCCUAAAUUUCAGAAUGCAAUUUUAAAUGGAGUUGAGAUCAUAAAAAUCAGUGAUGCAAACAACAACCUUGCUUCAAGCAUUCAAUCAAGAAUUGAAAAACCAAACAACAAGAUUCGACUCAUUAUGAUAAUCAUCGGAUGCGUUGUAGUUUGUUCUGGUGGGACUUUAAUUUUAUGUUUCAUACUUUACCGGCGGAGAAAAAUGAAUUCAGAUGACCAUUCAAAAGUAUCAGCUAUACCAUCAACCUGGCUCUGUUACCAAUUUAAAUUGUCAGAUAUCAAACUCGCCACCAACAAUUUUAGUGAAGCUCUAGUGAUCGGUGAGGGUGGUUUUGGUAAGGUUUACAGAGGUUCAAUAAAUGGAGGUACCACUCAAGUUGCUAUAAAGAGAAAAGGUCCAAAGUCUCAACAAGGGAUGCAGGAGUUUCUAACUGAAAUUGAUUUGCUUCCAACAAUUCAUCACAUGAACUUAGUCUCAUUACUUGGUUUUUGCCAAGAACACAAUGAACUAAUUCUAGUCUACGAGUACAUGCCAUGUGGCACUCUCCGCGAUCAUCUAUACAAGGGAAGUAACAAUCCACCAUUGUCAUGGAAUCAAAGGCUCAAGAUUUGCAUUGGUGCAGCUCGAGGAUUACAUUAUCUUCAUUGCGGAACAAAGAAUUCGAUUAUUCACCGCGACAUUAAGUUUUGA